UCUGCAUCAUAUAACACUGCCACCAUCCCCACCUUAUUUCCACCACCACCUGCAAAAUUAAAGGCACAACCACCACAAUGGUGGCGCUAACACGACCAUAAUUGUGUAUUUCAAAUAAUAAACCACCACCAACACAUACCGUUACCCCCAACCAUCACUAGUUUAAGACGACAAACUAACGAAAUCGGGGUAAAAUGGCAAUCUUCAUGUGGAAGUUCUUGCCGUUGCCUUAGUUCUGGCUCAGCAACACCUCUGGCAACAUCAUUAACUCUGCCUCACAAAUCAUUCGGCCUCUUCUCUGUAUAGGAAGCAGCCACCAACGCCGACAAAUCUCAAAUUAGGGUUCUAAUAGGCAUAUUUAGAGAGAGAAUAAGACUUGAAGCAGAUAUAUCAACCGUUGCUGGUAUUAUUAUUCUCUAUAUUCUUCUUCCAGUACCUCUGUUGCCUCAUUAAUUUCAUCUCUAACUAAGACCGAAUCCGGCGAAGUCAAUCGGUUUUACUAUAGGGGUUGUGUGUGACUCAUGGUUGAUGACUGAUUUUGGAAAAAUAGGUAAUUGGUGGUGGUGGUGGUGGCGGCGGCGGCGACGACGCUGCCGUCGGUGUCUGAUUUCUCAUUCUACAAUUGCGUCCACACCAACAAAUCACGCAUUGUCAAUUUCUCAGUAACUGAAUCCAAACCCUUUCUUUCUCUAUCUGAUUUCUCUAUUUUUGUUUUAAAAUAAUGAUAAAACAAUAACAUAUUUUUGUCAGUUAUUGACCAAGCAUUGUAGUUGUUUUGUAUUGUGUGCCAUGAGAGUAGAGGGAGAGGAUGACGAUGAAUAAGAAUAGAGAAGGAUUUGGUGGAUGUUCAGUGCUGCAACAUAUCUGACUAAGGCACGUGCAAACUAAAAGUAUGUUACAAGGGCAAUUUAGUCAUUAUGUAAUUGAAAGGGCAGUAUGGUCACAAUAUUAUGCACGUGACUCUCAAAUGCUUUUCUCCAGUUAGUUUUAGACGACCACUUAAUAGAAUUAGAUAAUGUGAUAGUUUUUAGAAAAGAUUAGGGGGUAAUGUGAUAGUUUUUUUUAGUUGAGGGGUUAGUCGAUAGAUUUUGUACACAAUAAGGGGGUUUUGUAAUUUUAGCCUGCUUAAGUUCAAAUGUCAAUAAUUUGUUUUCACUUCUCAAAUAAAAAUGUAAGGCAAAAUAAGAAUGCGUAUAUUAUUAUUGAGAAAUUAGAAAAAAUUAUUUAUUUUAACAUAUUCUUACGGCGUUUAUGUUCUAACUUUUUUUUAAAAAAAACCAGAAACUAUCGUAUCACUAUCACAGUAUUCCACUAUUCCUGUUGUACUCGUAUGGUAGAAGCAAUUGCAACAAAAUCAGGGAUGAUCUGGUAAUUUGACCGCUCCCUUUGGUCCCUUUUCAUUUCCCUCCAUUCUCUCUCUCUACACUGCAAACCUCAAAAGAGUUCAAGAACCAGAAACCUAACCCUAGAUCAUUCAACAGAUAUGUCAUUCUUCUCAGGAAAGUGAGUGUGCUUCAGAAAUCUGUGGGGCAUUACUAUUUUUUGUGGCAAUCAGAGUUGACAGUGAGGGAUGAAGUUCAAGGCAUUUCUCACCGAUAAUGGUGUAAACCUUUUAGAAAAGAGGCUCCUGCCAGCCCUAGACAAAAUGGGAAAAAUCUGUCACCUCUACCUGACCCGAGACCACACAUUCUUCCUCCACAACCUCCUUAAUGGUGAUGGCAUCCAAUCAAUUGCCCAGUUCCGCAAAGAAGCCCUCUUUGAUGACUACCGCAUCUCUAGCCAAAAUGAUGACCGCAUUGCUUUUGCAAUUGACCUGUCACUCCUCCACCGAGCUCUCCGUAGCAUCAUCACUAUCUACACCGAAUUUGGUGGCAGCCACAGUGGUGGUGGCAUUGCGCCCAACUCUAAUCGCCUCCAAAUCAAACUGGUGAAGAAACUUCCUCCUCAUUCACAGCAACCACUGCCAUUCCUCACUUUCGAAACCAAGGGUUACAAGUCUGCAGUCAUUCAAGAUGUGCCCAUCUCUAAACCUUUGUCAAGGUCUGAUGUACUUGAACUUCAAGCUGCUCUUGAUAUGGCUCAAGAUUUGCCUCAGACUUUAGUUCAAGUCCCAGAUAUGCAUCAGUUACAAAACUUUGUUGAUCGAAUGAAGCAUGUUGGGGAUGUAAUUAAUGUUUCUAUAAGCAAAUAUGGGGAUCUACAUUUGCAAAUCUCAACUCUCUUGAUCACACUAGGUGCCGAAUUUCGAAAAUUGUUAGUUAUAGGAGAGCAAGCAGAGGUUCCAGUUGGAGAUCAAGACUUGAGCGCUCAGACUCGAACCCAAAGAGCAAUUCAGAGGGGAGAUGCAAUGACGGUGCAAGUUAGUGUGAAGCAUUUUGCCAAGAGUCUUCAAUGUCAUUUAGCAAAGCCUGAUUGUGCUUUUUAUGGUAUUGGUCCCCAGGGUGCUUGCUUGACUGUGAUAUUCCAGUUCUUUAUUGCAGGUACACGUCAGACAGAUAAAUCAAUCAGUCUACAUUGCCGGCUUCCUGUACUUGAGACUGGGUCUAGUUGAAAGCUAACUGGUAACCAUUUAGAGCUAAAGUAAUGAUGCAGAGAAAAUUGAAUAGGCGUUGCGCAGGGAUAAGAAUCUUUAGCUGUGUUGAUUAUCGGAUGAUAAAAUUAAAUAGAAAUGUCAGCUUGCUCUAUUUGUAUUGAAAAGCAUAACAGUGUGUAAUUCAAAGUGCAUUUUGAGAACUCAAUUUAUAUAGAAAAAAUAUGGAUUAUCAAUGCAGUUUAGGUAUUC
This is a messenger RNA of Cornus florida, 2782 nucleotides long. RefSeq names its product checkpoint protein hus1. Gene Ontology annotation, cellular component: checkpoint clamp complex; nucleolus; site of double-strand break. Gene Ontology annotation, biological process: double-strand break repair via homologous recombination; nucleotide-excision repair; mitotic intra-S DNA damage checkpoint signaling. The record is from RefSeq and is a predicted model, not a curated record. The transcript is spliced from 2 exons. Lineage: Eukaryota; Viridiplantae; Streptophyta; Magnoliopsida; Cornales; Cornaceae. The coding region runs from base 1571 to 2551 and encodes 326 amino acids.